UGAUCAGUGAGCCAGACCACCGGUGAAAAUGUCUGUGAAGAUCCUCUCCAUCACUCUCCUCCUGCUCUCACUGUGUGUGAGCUGCCACUCCUCUAAAGAUUCAGGUGGUCCUGGAAAGACACGUCCGUGCUGCGUUGACGUCACCACAAUCGAUAUGAGCCCUGAGGUGGUUGGGGAAACCUAUCAUGAGCUGACUGCAAGACCACCCUGUGUGAAGGCUAUACUUUUCAACACAGAAUAUGGACAACUUUGUGCGGAUCCAAACGCUCAGUGGGUCAAGGAUCUCACUGCCAAAAUGAGGAAGGAGUGAAGUCUGUCUGCUACAUCAGUAUUUUCAGUAUUUCCAUCACCUUUAAAGGCUUCAAACCAGAACGCUUUCUCAGCUUGUCUUGAAACUUUUUUUGCAUUUGUAGAUUAAUUUUUACUCUUACCUGUGGAGUAAACCUGUAUUUUAUUCACGCUGUUGACUUCAUUGUUUUUUAACUGAUCAUUGGAGGUCAGGUUUUAUUUGUCUUUUUUUUUUUUUUUUUUGCUUAUUUGUGAA
Molecule: messenger RNA, 544 nt
Organism: Pelmatolapia mariae (spotted tilapia)
Lineage: Eukaryota; Metazoa; Chordata; Actinopteri; Cichliformes; Cichlidae
Product: eotaxin-like
Exons: 4
Coding region: 29-310 (93 amino acids)
Biological process (GO): immune response
Cellular component (GO): extracellular region
Molecular function (GO): chemokine activity
Source: RefSeq, a predicted model, not a curated record